This is a messenger RNA of Brassica napus (rape), 1770 nucleotides long. Its product is annotated as putative protein TPRXL. The transcript has a single exon. The coding region runs from base 247 to 915 and encodes 222 amino acids. The record is from RefSeq and is a predicted model, not a curated record. Lineage: Eukaryota; Viridiplantae; Streptophyta; Magnoliopsida; Brassicales; Brassicaceae.
UAACCAUGGUUAAAUUUGACUAACCCGAUAUAGAAUCACCCAAAUUUCGGAAAAGGUCAAACCCUUUUAAAGUAUUUACAAUUCAUGCCAUUGGGUCAGCUUUUGCUAUAAAUUCGGUUGCUGAGACUCGCUAGGUUUGCCGAACCAACCUCCCUCCGGGACCUUCUAAAGAGCAAAAAUCUCUCAGUAGCCUCCUUCCUUCUUCUCAGAAGACUUCUUCUAAAUCUCUCUUUUGACUUUUAAAAUAUGCAAAGAAAAACAAUGGUGACAACAUCCUCUCGUACCAAAUCAAACGGCCAUGUGCUCCGUUCUCAAUCGCCGUCGGGUCGAUUCUGCGGCGAUUACUCCAAAUCCACCCCAUCGUCGUCUUCCUCUACCUUCGCUUCGUCUACGAGCUCCAGCUUCUCGUCUCCGUCCUCAUCCUUCUUCAGCAACCACCACCGAUCCGCGUCUCCGACUCGCGUGAACCUAUACAACCCUCAGCCGAUUGCUCAGUCCUUUCGUUACUCUCUCGACAGCAGAUCCAUCUCCCCUACCAACAGAUCCAUCUCCGUUACGAAGAAGCCUCAGCCUAGCAGCCACCACCACCACCACAAGAUCUCCUCUUCCCCGAGGAGGUGUAUGUGCUCUCCGACGACUCAUCCCGGAUCUUUCCGAUGCAGUCUUCACAAAAACGUUGCGAAUCCGCACGGUCAAGGCGCGUCGUCGUCGGCGUAUCCGACGAACAGUUUGAAUAUGCGGAGAUCCGCGAUGACGAAUUCGCUGGUGAGAAUCGGUGGGGUUGAAGGAGAGUGGGUGAGGAGAGCCUUGACGACUCUGAUAAGGCCUUCGUCGCAUCAUCUGAGACGAAGGGCUGCUUAUCAGCCUCGUCCCAGUAGGCUAUCGAUCAUGUCGAAAGCCACCGAAUGUAAUUGAUUUUGAUUUCAGGUUUCAGGUUUGCUUUCUCUUUUUGAAAACCACAGGCGUUAGAUCUGGAGAAGGAAGACUCUAAUCUAUAGCCGGUGGCGACUGUGGAUGAGAAUCUCAACCUUGGAAUCGAGUUUUGUAAAACGAAGAUGAUCUUAUAAUUUUUUUGUUUGUUGUUGGGUGAAGAAAGAUGUAUAUAUUUACUCUAAAAAAAAAGAAGAAAUGUCGGACUCGAGAAAUUGAACCUAGCUAGAAUCAAAUCUAUGUGAACUGAUCUGAAUCAAAAUGUUCAAUUCUGUUUUUUUUUUUACUUAUUCAUGAAACAAGUGAGAUUUAGUCUCAUAUCCAUUGUAUUUGUAUGCAGUGUUUGUCAGAUUCCCGUUUAUACGUUUCCCGUGAAGUCGACGUUCGUUGACCGUCCCGUUCACCGUUGUGCGUUCCGUUGAUUUUCGAGGUAUGCGUUGUUCGUCGUGUGAGGUAUGGUAUGUUCUUUUAUUUAUUUCGUUUUUUCUUGUUUUUUUUUUUUUCUUUUUUGGGUGUGGUUUUUUUUUUUUUGCCUUUUUCUCCUAUUUUGCAGGUUGCGUUUGGUAAUGGAGUUUGAACUACUUUAGUACCCGGUUACAUGGAAUUGAAAGAUGAACAAAAAAUAACCAGCAGAAGUGACAUAGAAAAAUGGUUUCGAAAUGGUCUUUCUGGAUGAACAUUGAUGACAAUAUUUCACAUAAGGACUGGAGGAAAAAACGAGAAAGUAUAUUUUGGAUAGAUGAUGACUGACCAAUUAGAAAACGACCGAACAUGAAAAUUAGCAGAGGAUUUGCUGGAAAAUAAAUUUGAAUAAUCGGAAAUUGGGAAUCAUUACAUUCA